Puccinia triticina is the source of this 384-nucleotide messenger RNA. RefSeq lists its product as uncharacterized. The transcript has a single exon. The record is from RefSeq and is a predicted model, not a curated record. Bases 1 to 384 code for a protein of 127 amino acids. NCBI's taxonomy places the organism in Eukaryota, Fungi, Basidiomycota, Pucciniomycetes, Pucciniales, Pucciniaceae.
AUGAAACUCUCAACAUUCCCCCUCAUUCUGGCACUCGUACUUUUCCUUUCGGCCAACACCUGCCGCGGCAUGCAAAAGCAGCCUGGGGAUUGGAAGUGGGUAUGCGCCGGAUGCAACGACCGAUCGGCCCGCCCAACCAAGGCCACGGAGGGGCUCCAAGACAUCAUUGAGACAUGCGGGGCUCCGGGCAAAUUGGAUCCCAACCAAAUAUGUUUAUCAGACCGUAAGAAGCGCGGAGUUCAAUGCUCAAAAGACGACUGUGGAGUAAUCAGCUUGGUCAAUCGCAGAGGAGCGGGCCCGGGGUGCAAUUGUGCUUACAGCCGGGUGUAUGACGGACCAACUACCAGCGUCAACAGCGGGCUUUCUUUGGGAAGAUCUACGUAG